AUGCAGCGCCCGAAUGUCUCUCUGCUCUAUGCCCUCGCACUGCUCACUGCUGCGCUAAUAGAAAAAGCCGACGCGGCCGCUGUCACCGACACGGUAGUCACAAACAGAACGACUUCCAACAUGGAAUCUUCGACUGAGACCCAUUCGGAACUUCAAACUAGAAGGUUUCAACGACUUGACAAGACCGAGGAACGAACUUCCCCAUUUGCUUCGAGCAUUUCGUCGCUUUCCAAGCCUUUGACCGAGUCAAUGAGGCCGAUGAUCAAGACCACCACUCGGUCUUUUGCCACCGUUCCGAUGACAAAGUCGUCUUUUAAACUCCUGGUUCGGUCGAUGCGGUCACCGAUCAAGAAAAACAGCUUGCGGGCUCGAUACUGGCUAUGGCGAAAAGAAACCGUUGACAGUGUUUUCAAGCGCUUGGGGCUCGAUAAGGGACUGGAGGAGACUUUGUUCAGUCCGAAAUUCAAGGCGUGGGUCACGUUCGUUGACCUUGUUAACUUGCACAACCCCGAUAACAAAGUUUCCAUUGCUCGGGUGCUGUCGGAGACGUACACGGAUUUAGAGUUGGCACGAUCGAUCGAAGCGUCUUUCAGUCGGAGGAACAAACGUCCUUUGGUCGCGAGAUUGGAGAAGGAACAGAUGGAGAACUGGGAGCACGACGGAAAGUCGAUCAACGACGUUUGUAUGCUGCUCAAGCUUAACGUGAAAGGGGGUAACAUUUUUGAUCGUCCGGAGAUGAAUCGAUGGUAUUUGUACGCUGCAAAGACGAACAAGGUACACUACGUCACAUCUAUAAUCGAGGCUUUAUCGCGCAUGCACGGGUGGGAAAAGUUGCGCAGGAUGGCCCAUACAGCCAAGCCGCAACGUUUCAGAAUGCAGGAUAAAAUCGUGACUCUAAGGAGCAAAAUCGAUUGGUGGUACCAACACAAGGACUCGUUCUAA
Molecule: messenger RNA, 942 nt
Organism: Peronospora matthiolae
Lineage: Eukaryota; Oomycota; Peronosporomycetes; Peronosporales; Peronosporaceae
Source: the annotation of a GenBank genome assembly